CAGAGCACCUUUUUUAGAAUACUAAACAAUUUUAGGCGUCUGCGAUUGUUUCCAAGAAGUCUAAAUUGAUCUGUCUUUGCCGCUAUUAUUAAAAUUGUUUACUAAUUUGUGUUUUGAAAGAAAAUUAUUAUAAUAAUGGAGGAUAUAGAAGCGUGCCGUAUUUGCCUAUCGACGGAUGUUAAACUAGUUAAUAUGUUUGAUAAUCAACUUGUGUCGACUUACGAAACAUUAUCGGCGUUGAAGAUGACUCGAAGUGAUGGUCUACCGCAGUUCGCGUGUAUGUAUUGCAGUAAUUUACUCCAGAAGUUCAGUGCGUUGAACAGCAAAUGUCAGCGUGCACAUAAAGUUCUAAAGUUACUUUCCAACCAGUGUGAGAUAACAACAGACAGAAUACGCAACCUGGACCUAGAGAAAUACAAACUCUUCAAUCCAUAUUCAAAGACAAUCAUAGACAAUAUAGACUGCAUAGACCAGAACAUAAAAGAGGAGAUCCGCGACUACGAAAUAGACUUCGCGAACGAAAUAGAAAUAGAAUAUAAAGAAGAGGGAGAGGAAAAACAGAGUAAGAAUGAGAAAGAAAGUAAGAUCAAAAUGGAGAAUGUCGACAUGGAUGGCAAUAUGGAGAAUAUAUUCGUGAAUGUCACAUAUGGAGAUGAUAUCGAUGUGGUAUUCCUCACCAAGGAACAGCAGAUUGAGGAAAUACAGUCGAGGAAGAACUCCUCAAACUACAUGAAGUCAAGCUAUAAAUGUGAUCUGUGCUUCAAAGGGUUCAUGGUGGAUAGUACGUAUAAGAAUCAUAUGAUUCGACAUCACCCUACAUCCGGCAGUCAUGAGUGUGAUAUAUGCCUGACCAGAUGGCCAAAUGCAAGUACAUUGCGGGGACAUUUGAAGCAAUCCCAUCAAAUCAAAUAUGUAUGCAAGCUCUGCCACUACGUCUCUAACACUCCAUACAAGGCUAAAGAACACUCAAAUUGGCACAAGGGACACAACUACGUAUGCAAGGAAUGCGGGGCGACAUUUACUAAGUCGACGAGUCAUCUCACGCACGUGAGAUUACAGCAUCCGUCGGAGUACAUCUGCAGCAUCUGCGGAGAGUCCUUCAUUGGGGAAAUCGGUCUGCGGAUGCACCGUAAGAAAUCACAUAGAAAUGUAGAGUGCCUAACUGAGGAGUCGGUGUACUGCGCGUUGUGCGGAGUCCAGUUCCUAACAAUGGAAGCGUUCACACGGCACACGGAUGUGACUGAGAACGGAAUCUGCGACCCCAAUCUCAAGCCGUGUAACCAGUGCGGUGUCAAUUUGGAGAGUGAAGAUGCGUUACUGGAGCACGUAGCACAGGUGCAUACGAAGGCGGAGACCACCAGAUGUGAACCGUGUAACAGAACGUUCGUUAAUGAACGGUCAUACGAGUUACACUACCAGCGGGUGCAUCUCGGAUACAAACGGAAGCAGUACACCAGCAAGGGCAUCGUCAGUCCAGUCGUAUGCGAGGUCUGCGGGAAGGAGUGCACGAGUAAGUCGACAUUAAUGUACCAUCAGAGGAUUCACACCGGAGAAAAACCAUACCAAUGUACACAUUGCUUCAAACGGUUCACAGUACAGCAGAGGCUGCAGAUACACAUACGGACGCACACCAACGAGAGGCCGUACCAGUGCGCUGAGUGCCCCAAAGCUUUUAAACACAAAGCCUUAUAUUAAGUUUAUUUGAACAAUCAUUCGCAGGUACAUACAGGGGAUAAGCCAUACCAAUGCCAGCACUGUGGGAAAUCAUUCUCACAAUCCAAUUCAAUGAAGGUCCAUGUGAAGACAGUUCAUCUUAAGCUGCCAGCGCCGUACAAAAGCAAGCGAAGACUAUACCCCCAUAGAGUCAUCGAAUAACACCACGAUUGGGGAUAAGCUGUGGUACAGAGAAUCCCCUCUAGAGGGAAAACACCACACUUCAUAAUAAAUUUAAUUAAAAAAAUAGGCUAUGGUAAACGUUUACAUCAGAUGGGCCAUUUGGCUGUUUGCCAAUGUCGUAGUAAAGAAUAAUAUUGAAUUGACUGGGUAUACUUACUCCAGGCUAUUGAAUAACGGUAGGAAUUGGAUGAGCUGUGGUCCAGAGAAUCCCCUCUAGAGGAAAAACACCACACGUCGUAAUAAAUUUAAUUAAAAAAAUGGCUACAGUAAACAAUAUCCAACAUCAUAGUAAAGAUUAAUACUGAAUUCACUGAGUAUUUUUACUCCAGGCUAUUGAAUAACGGUAGGAAUUGGAUAAGCUGUGGUCCAGAGAAUCUCCCUCGGAGGGAGAAUACCACACUUCAUAAUAAAUUUAAUAAAAAAUAAUAGAUGGUAAAAAUACCAUCAGAUGGGCCGUUUGACUGUUUGCCAACAUCGUAGUGUAAAAUAAAAUCGCAUUCACUGAUUAAUGCUAUACCAGACUGU
Molecule: messenger RNA, 2421 nt
Organism: Achroia grisella
Lineage: Eukaryota; Metazoa; Arthropoda; Insecta; Lepidoptera; Pyralidae
Product: zinc finger protein ZFP2-like
Exons: 12
Biological process (GO): regulation of DNA-templated transcription
Cellular component (GO): nucleus
Molecular function (GO): DNA-binding transcription factor activity, RNA polymerase II-specific; zinc ion binding; RNA polymerase II cis-regulatory region sequence-specific DNA binding
Source: RefSeq, a predicted model, not a curated record